This is a messenger RNA of Camponotus floridanus (Florida carpenter ant), 1149 nucleotides long. Its product is annotated as endocuticle structural protein SgAbd-6. The coding region runs from base 106 to 420 and encodes 104 amino acids. The transcript is spliced from 3 exons. Gene Ontology annotation, cellular component: chitin-based extracellular matrix. Gene Ontology annotation, molecular function: structural constituent of chitin-based larval cuticle. The record is from RefSeq and is a predicted model, not a curated record. Lineage: Eukaryota; Metazoa; Arthropoda; Insecta; Hymenoptera; Formicidae.
CAUUAGGAUUCCUUGGUAAUCCACGUAUCGGUCGUCGUUUAAAAAGACGAAGGGCCGCCGUCGUUUUAAAAUCGUUCGAAGGAACCACAAAGGAACCUGAGCGCGAUGAAGACGGUCCUCGUCAUCUUGGCGCUUUUAGCUGGCGUUCUUGCGGCACCGCAGAAUCCAAACGAUAUCACGAUCGUGAAACAGGAAGAGGUGAAUAAUAUAGGAGUAGGUGGAUAUCGCUUCAGCUAUGAACAGAGCGACGGUCAGAAGAGAGAGGAAACGGCCGAAUUGAAGAAUGAAGGCACCGAUAACGAGGCACUUAGCGUUGUAGGAAGCUUCAGCUUCAUCGCGCCAGACGGACAUACAUACAAAGUCGAUUAUACCGCUGAUGAGACCGGAUUUCAUCCUUCUAUCAAUCUCGUCGCAAAGUAAGCGGACAUGAAAUUACACUCUAAUUAAGAUUCUUCGAUCAUCGACAUAUUCGUGUAAUUACAUACGAGUAUUAGGAUACUUUAUUACACGAGACACGCGACUCACCGAUGUACAUACAAACAGAUACAAAAGAAGCGUCAAGAAAAUAAUUGAUCAGAAAUGUGCGACCUAUUGCCGAUCUUCAUUCACGCGAAUUCUGCGAAAUUGAUCGCGAUACCUUGCAUUGUAAAAUACGUAUAAUACACAAUGUUGUUUAAAAUGUCGAUAACAAUCGUAUAAUUAUGUAGGACAGAAAAUUUGUUCUCUAGUAUAUAAAUGCUUCUUAUAAAUAAUUCAUCGAACAAAGAUAAUUCUGCAAAUAUAGUUUUAAUGUAAAAUUAUUUUAUACUCUCUAUUUCUUGUCAAUGCAUUCGCAGAAAAAGUACUCGCAUGUAUUACGAGAAAUAUGAUAACGAGCUGUAUCUGUCUGUAUGCAUUCGCGUAUCUCGAGGAUAAACUCGCAUGCCGGCAGUACGUAUUAUUUUAUCAGUUUUCCUUUAAACUGCUAGCAAACGAGAGAAGUUUCGUUUGCGAUUAUAUUUUAUGAAGGCGAUGGAGGUACAGUACUCAUUUGAACCGCCGCGGUACCUACGUUUUUUUCUUACAUAUACAACAUGAUUUUUUUAUACACAUAUCUAUUGUAUGAAUUUACAAAAUGCAAUUUGUGAAAAUAAAUCUCUAUAAAACCUC